Molecule: messenger RNA, 482 nt
Organism: Hippopotamus amphibius kiboko
Lineage: Eukaryota; Metazoa; Chordata; Mammalia; Artiodactyla; Hippopotamidae
Gene: PYURF
Product: PIGY upstream open reading frame
Exons: 2
Coding region: 138-482 (114 amino acids)
Source: RefSeq, a predicted model, not a curated record
GUCUCCGCCUGUCGGGGGCAGCGUUUCCAGAACACCGAGGGGCGGGGCCUGGCCGGCGGGGCUGGACUCGGGGAUCGGCUACAGCGGCCGGGGAUCGCGGAGGGAGCGCGAGGAGGCUGGUGGCGGGCUUCCAGAUCAUGCUGAGCGGAGUGUGCGGCCGGCUCGCCUCAGCGCUGCGAGGGACACGCGCGCCGCCGGCUGAGGUCGCCCGGAGGUGUCUGCACGCGUCGGGGGCGCGGCCGUCUGCAGACAAGAGCGAGAGGACGGGGAAACCGCCUGGCGCCUGCGACCCGGCGCUGCUGGAGUUCCUGGUGUGCCCGCUCUCCAAGAAGCCGCUCAGAUAUGAAGCAUCAACCAACGAAUUGAUUAACGAAGAGUUAGGAAUAGCCUAUCCAAUUAUCGAUGGGAUUCCUCAUAUGAUACCACAGGCAGCUAGGAUGACGCGUCAAAAUAAGAAGCAAGAAGAAGUGGAGCAGCCUUAG